CGCUUUCUCUGCAGCACCAGCAGCUGUCUUCCGACAUAUUAUUUUGUUGUCGUGUUGCUGUGUUGGCUUCUUGCUAUCACGAUAAACGAAACAUAAGUGUAACAUUUAAGUAGUACACGAUAAUAUAUUUGUAUUUAUGAUAACACUAUUCUCCUAGAGAGAGUAGGGCUGUUCGAAAGUGUGCAUUUUGAAUAUUAUAAAACAUUGUAGUCCUACUUUUUAGGAUAGUCUUCCAAAUUGUUCAUUGGUGAUUGGUCCACUUUCGAAUAUAUCAAAUAUCCACCGCUCAGAAGAACAACUGGGUAUUUGUUAAACUCAAGUAAAGUUUAUUUUAUAUUUCUAACUCAGCAAUGUUUGCCCGUGUCACAUUUUAUCCAACCCUUUUAUACAAUGUAUUUAUGGAAAAGGUAACACAGCGCAACUGGUAUGAUCGAAUUGAUGAAAAUGUUAUAUUGGGAGCACUUCCUUUCAGAAAUAUAAGUCAAAAAUUAAUUGAUGAGGAAAAUGUCAGAUGUGUGAUAUCAAUGAACGAAUCAUAUGAGCUGGAACAUUUCACACCUCAACCAGAGGAAUGGAAAAAAAUGGGAGUAGAGCAUUGUCAGCUGAGUACAAAAGAUAUUUUUGAGACUCCAUCCCAUGAAAAAUUAAUUCAAGGCGUUUCAGUGAUGGAAUCAGUUUCAAAAGAUGGUAAAACUGUGUAUGUACAUUGCAAGGCAGGCCGUACUCGUAGUGCCACUCUUGUGGGAUGUUAUUUGAUGUCUAAACAUAAUUGGACUCCUGAACAGGCAAUUGAAAAUAUUGUAUCCAAGCGACCUCAUAUUUGGUUAAGAAAUCAACAAUUAGAGAGUCUCAAAAAGUAUUAUGAUGCUGUGGUAAAAGAAAAAUUUAAUGCUUUCAAAAUGGAUAGUAAUUAAAACAUCUACUCGCUAUGACCAAUAACAAUCAUUUUACUCGUUUUAGAAUAUUAACAUUUCGAGUAAUUAACAACAUAUCUUCAUAACCACGGACAUCACUAACAUUAGAAUUUAUAAGAGUAUUAUAUAAUAAUAAACAUUUCGGGAUUCAACUAGUAAUUGUAAUUCUAAAUGUACCUUGAAUUUUAUUGCGUUGCUCAAUCCUUCAUUGCAUCUCUUGUUUUCCAAAAGAUUUUAAUAUGAUUAUUUUUAGUACCUAUUAUUAUUACUAUCACUAUAACUAUUAAUUUAUAUAAUUCCUUUAAAGGUGAAGUGUUUAUAUUUU
Myzus persicae (green peach aphid) is the source of this 1239-nucleotide messenger RNA. RefSeq names its product phosphatidylglycerophosphatase and protein-tyrosine phosphatase 1 (gene PTPMT1). Gene Ontology annotation, molecular function: protein tyrosine/serine/threonine phosphatase activity; phosphatidylglycerophosphatase activity; phosphatidylinositol-4,5-bisphosphate 5-phosphatase activity. Gene Ontology annotation, biological process: protein dephosphorylation. The record is from RefSeq and is a predicted model, not a curated record. The coding region runs from base 351 to 914 and encodes 187 amino acids. NCBI's taxonomy places the organism in Eukaryota, Metazoa, Arthropoda, Insecta, Hemiptera, Aphididae. The transcript is spliced from 6 exons.